AUGCCCAUCUGCAUACUGAAGGACGGUACACGGACCAUACCUGAUCUGGUCACGGCUGUGUCCUCUGUGGUGACAAGACAGACUGUGGGUCAGAUCUACGAAACUGGAGCAUGUAUCAGGGGUCUGAAGACGCGUCCAGGGACAUCGUGCAGGAGCAGGAAGAACAUCCUCCGACGUGGGAAGAAGUCAGAGUGCUCCGUCGGGGCCUCGUCGUCCAACUCGAACGACAUCACGUUCACGAAGAACUUCUACCUCGGCUACCCUCCGUCGAUGGACCUGGCGAACACCAGUGGAUUUGUAGGCUGUGCAUUGUUCUUCGAAGGGAUCGCAAGGAAUCUACCGCUGAAUAGCGUCACGGAAUAUGGACCAGUCACAUACGGCCAGACGCUGCAGGAUGCGUGCGUGAAUGAUCUUAUGUCUCAAGCCAAGACGCAGGUGCAGAUGCUUGGGUCCACAAACGAUCUCGAUAAUCGCUCGGUGUACACUGCUUUACAGACUAUCAUGGAGGCAAGCCCUCCGCAGUCGUGUCAAACGAUAGCAACGGUCACAUGGGGAACUAUCGUGCGCAAAGAGAUCACCGGUCCUCACGUGUCGAGCGGCACAAAGUACAACAUCGCCCUGAUCGAAACUCCAACAAACACCUCGGAAGGUGUGUCACGUGACAUUACGCCAUUUUCCUACAGCAUCACGCCCGUGCUGACCGUUUUCUACAGCGCGUCUGCUCCGUCGAACGCUCAGGGUAAGGCCUUGCCGGAAGCCCAUCCGACAUGUGUCACGGUGGUCGAGGGCUCGACUUUGGUGCAGCAGAGCAACGAUGCAGGGAUGAUGGGUCUACCAAGGUCCAUGAUCGCCUUCCCCUUGGGCUUGAGUAUCCUCGCCUUAGUUUAA
This is a messenger RNA of Fonsecaea erecta, 888 nucleotides long. RefSeq lists its product as hypothetical. NCBI's taxonomy places the organism in Eukaryota, Fungi, Ascomycota, Eurotiomycetes, Chaetothyriales, Herpotrichiellaceae. The record is from RefSeq and is a predicted model, not a curated record. The transcript is spliced from 3 exons. Bases 1 to 888 code for a protein of 295 amino acids.